UUCCUCUUCUUUCUUCUUCUUCUCGUCUCUGUGUUCUUUUUUUCUCUCUUUUUUCUUUUUUCUCCUUGUUGUCACUGUUCAAAUCUCAAGUCGUCAUGUCGAUUACUUUGGAUAGGGUUCGGCGGGUUGAUCAACACUCUGGAUUCUCGCCGGAGGAUUUGGGUUAUGGAUCUAUGUUUGAGAGGUUGGAGACUGGGGAUGUGGAUCGCGGUGUUGAAGGGUUUGAAAAGGAGGCUGAGGAAUCUAAUACUUGCAGCUCAGCUUCAACUUCUUCGUCUUCUUCCAUCGGGAGGAAUAGUGAUAAGUCCGCGAGAUCGUCGGAUGAUGAGGAUAGCGGCGAGAAUGAUGAGGUUCAGAGCUCCUAUAAAGGGCCGCUGGAUAUGAUGGACUCCUUGGAGGAGGUUUUGCCUGUCAGAAAAGGUAUCUCAAAGUUCUACAAUGGAAAAUCGAAGUCUUUCACGAGUUUGGCCGAUGCGUCCACUGUUUCCUCAGUGGAGGAGAUUGUGAAGCCAGAAAAUGCCUAUUCCAAGAAACGUCGGAAUCUUAUGGCUUUCAAUCUGGUGUGGGAGAAGAACCGGAGUUUACCCCUCAAGAAUAACGGUGGAGGGAUAUCAAAGAGACCCAUCAGCUCAAGCAGGAGCUCCUUCGCUUUGGCCGUUGCUAUGAGCAGCUCCGAAAGUAACAGCAGUGAGGAAUCAAAUUGUAGCUCAUAUUCAAGCUCUCCACCGCCUCGCCCACCUCUGCAUCCACAAUCCAAAGCGUCUAGCAAUCUGGCUUCCAUUGUGCCACCACAACGAAAUUUCUCCACUUGGCGUUCAUAUUCCUUGGCUGAUCUACAAGAGUGUGCCACCUCUGCUAAUAAAGCCAACCUAACAAAUCUAAACUGACCCGGGAAAUUUCCUUCUCUUGCAUAGGUACGCAAGAGUCUUUUUAACUAUUCUAGGGACCCUGAGGUUUUUUCUAGUCUGAUUUUUGGUCUUAUGGUCGUUACUGUACUCUAUAUUAAAGACCAAAACUUUCAUGUCUCGUUGUUUAUAAUGAAAUGGGGUGAGUCGCAUUUUUCAACACCUGUCUGGAUUGGCCUAAGACAACCAUACCAUCCACCUACCCACACAAACAAACAGCCACCUCGUAGGCUAGUUUGCCCAAUGCAACCAUAACUUCCAAAUUCUGUUUGGUUCACCAAGAUUGAUAGCCUGAUUGGUUGAGCAACUUCUAAGACCGUUCUUACGCUUUAUCGAAACAUUGAAUGAAAAGAUACAACCACAACGGAUAUAGUGACCUUCCACAGUCCAUCUCCCAGUAACGUUCAAGGACAUCUGCACGUUUCGACACAUUUGGUUCACACUUUACAGGAUUUGGGUCCCUGAUAUUCUUAGUUUCCCAGCUUCAUGUAUGGUUAGAUUUAACUACGGCUUUGUUAUAGACCUUGAGAAUGUAAACAUGCUCAUUGCUGCAAUUUGCUCGUUGCCUAGGCAUUUGCAAGCAUUCCCAAUGGCAUUGAUGAGUUUAUUUUGCUGA
Molecule: messenger RNA, 1521 nt
Organism: Cucurbita maxima (winter squash)
Lineage: Eukaryota; Viridiplantae; Streptophyta; Magnoliopsida; Cucurbitales; Cucurbitaceae
Exons: 2
Coding region: 96-887 (263 amino acids)
Source: RefSeq, a predicted model, not a curated record